CGCCUGUCAACAGUCCGAGGACUGAGCGACACGUUGAGAGAAAACCUGCUCCCAGGAUCUGAUCCCAGCCCGCUGGACCCGAACCUCUGUUCCCGAUCCACCAGCCUGCUUCUGUUCGCUGCUCCGGACCAGGAUGGAGCCCCCUAAAGACGCUCGCUGAACACCACUGACAUGUGAAACCCGAUGCGAGUCUCAGGCUGGGUUGGAUGGCACUGAGGAUACAAGACUGACUCAGUGGGAGAAGUGAAAUGACCAGCCAGCAUCCCCACCAUGCAGAGAGCUCUCACCCCACAGAGAAACAGCCACCUGCCGUGGCCCCGAAGCUCCACGUCCAGGGCUCGCUGUCAAAGGACACCAUCACCAUCCACUUCUCGGCUCUCGGGAAGGAGGAAGAGGAGGAGGAGGAGGGACUGUACCGCAGGACCGUCCCCGCCGCCUCCGCUGCCUCGAAUGAGUCCAACGUUGCGACAGCCAUAGAGGCAAGUGAGGAAAUGUUUGAAAGGACGCCCGUUGACUCAUCGGCUGCGGUCGGUGGGACAUGCGUUUCCACCAAACUUUCUCCAAGUCCCAGACGCCAAACUAGCAACUCUCCCACACAAACUCUGCCUUCACACGUUUAUGAGCAAAAACCUUCAGUUAGCAGUUAUUCCCCCUCAAAGUCUCGGAGUUUUCCCUCCACUGACAAACCUCCACUGAGUUUGGUGAAGUCCCUCUCCUCGGAUGUCGAGUCUCGCGACGGGGCCUCUGCUCCGUCUUCCUCACUGCGACACAGGCAUCUCAUGAAGAGUCUGGUCAAAUCUCUAUCCUCGGAUACGACCGCUGACUCAUCGCCUUCAUCCGCAUCCGGCCGCCUUCCCGAGUCCCGCCUUAAUCUGCAGCUUUUUAAGCAGUUUGCACAGUCCCGGGUUCCCUCCGCCAUGUCAUUAGUCAGCGACUCUAAGACGGCCCCUUCCUCGCCAAUGACCUCUCCAGAUAACCGCAGCUUCUUCAAAGUCUCGGAAGUCGAGGCGCGGAUCGAGGACACCAAGCGGCGUCUCUCUGAAGUCAUCGCAGAACCGCUGCAGCUGCUGAGCAAAAUAAUGGACGAGAAGGGCGGCAACUUAGUCGGCAGCAGCAUUUACCGCCCCAAGGUGCUCUCUGCCAGUGCCACGGAGCUGUCGACCAUCACCUCCAUCAACGGCCACCCGGAGAGCAACAAUAACUACUGCAUCCGGGAGGAAGAGGACUUGGAAGCUGAAAGCCCCAACAGCUGGACCUGUGUCGCGGCCGAAUCACCCGGGGACCCCCUCGUCGACACUAAAAGCCCCAGGAAAUCCCCCUCACUUUCCAUGUCCCUGGACAAGUGCUCCAUGUCUGCUCUGGCCAAACAGGAGGACGACGACUUCUGCAUCCUGUCCAGUGAGGACUUUGACUCCUGCGCCGACACGGACGCUGCUGACAGAAGUGAUUGUACUGGAAGUGGAAACCAAGUGCCAGAAGGCGGCAGUGCCGACCCGAACAGUGAUGAUGAAUGUGAAAGUGAGCCGGCGCCUGAUAUUCCACACUACACCCUGGCACUCCUCACCGUUGUGCUCUAUGGGUGUUUUGUAUUACCUCUGCCGAGCUACUGUGGAGGGGUGCUGCUCGGCGUCGGGCUGGGGUUCCUCUUAGCCAUCGGGGUCGUGUGGCUAACGGGUCCAAAGCGCUCUGCAGAUGGGAGACGGUCCACUAAGCAUGGAAAGCUGUGGACUAUCACCAAGUUGGACAUCAGAGAACCCGAAAUGCAUAAGGGCUGGAUGAAUGAGAUCAUGAACUAUGACCCGGAGACGUACCACGCCACGCUGACCCACUCCGUGUACGUCCGUCUGGAGGGCCCCAUCAUCCGUCUGUCCAAGCCCAACCACAACGUCGCCCGCCGCGCUGCACACAACGAACCAAAGCCCGACGUGACCUACGUCAGUCAGAAGAUCUACGACCUCACCAACAGCAAGGUGUAUCUAGUGCCUCAGAGUUUGGCCAGGAAGAGAGUGUGGAAUAAGAAGUAUCCCAUCUGCAUCGACCUGGCCAGGCAGGACGACUUCAUGUCGAAGGCGGAGGGCGACCGCUGGGAGGCCAGCGAGGCCCCGGGCCCCAGGGACGGGGCAGAGGGGGGAGGAGGGCUGCAGGAGCGAGGACCCUCCUCCUCCAGAGACCUGACGCUCUACCUGUUCGGGAGGACUGGGAGGGAGAAGGAGGAGUGGUUCCAGAGGUUUCUGGCAGCCUCUAAUGUCAAGCUGGACUUGAAGAAAGCUUCCUCUGUCAGCAGCAGCAAGAAAGUUACGAGCUCCCACAGCCGCAGCAGCAGCCGCAGCAGCCUGGAUGACGUGCUGACCUCCCGCUCCAAGGACCCCUCGUCCUCCUCCUCGUCCUCCUCCGCAGCAGCAGCGGGCGGCGCCAGGACCAGGCCCCUGCUGGACUACCACGCCUACAUGGGCUCCCUCCUGCCCAGGCAGCUGGCCCUCAGCGCCUCGGCCAGCAGCCCGGCCCUGCAGAGCCUGCAGAGCCUUCAGAGCAGUCCUGGGGCCGAUAAAAAGCUUCAGAGCCCCGCUCCGGCUCAGGUGCAGCCCCAGGGGGAGGACGAGGACGAGGACUCCGUUGCCUGGCUCAACGCAGCGCUGGGCCGGGUCGCCUGGGACUUCCUGACCGAGCCCUACUGGGGAGAACUGGUCUCCAGGAAGAUUCAGAUGAAGCUCAGCAAGAUCCGGUUGCCUUACUUCAUGAACGAGCUGACUUUGACUGAACUGGACAUGGGCUCAGCCACUCCCAGAAUCCUCGGGGCAUCUACACCCUACGCCGACCAUCGAGGUCUGUGGUUUGAGCUGGACGUGUCCUACAGCGGCUCCUUCCUGAUGACGCUGGAAACCAAGAUGAUCCUCAACCGCUUGGGAAAGGAGGGGGACGGCCUCCGCCUGGGGGAGCUGGGGAAAGAAGGACCCAGGCCUCGGACGUACUGCCUGGCUGACAGUGAUGAGGAGUCUUCCAGCGCAGGUUCCUCAGAUGAGGAAGAUUCCUCAGACGUCUCAAGCGAAGCAGCUGGAGCUGACGGUUUUGUGGGAGGACAUAAGCCGAGCAAGAUCAUGCGCUUUGUGGACAAGAUCACCAAGUCCAAGUACUUCCAGAAGGCCACGGAGACGGAGUUCAUCAAGAAGAAGUUGGAGGAGGUGUCCAACACGCCUCUGCUGCUCACGGUGGAGGUCCAGCAACUCCAGGGAACGCUGGCCGUCAACAUCCCGCCCCCUCCCACCGACAGGAUAUGGUAUGGAUUCAAGACUCCACCGCACCUUGAGCUGAAGGCCCGGCCCAAACUUGGGGAGAGAGAGGUGACUCUGGCUCAUGUUACAGACUGGAUAGAGAAGAAACUGGAGCAAGAAUUCCAGAAAAUCCUGGUGAUGCCAAACAUGGAUGACCUGUGGCUGACUAUCAUGCACUCUGCCAUGGACCCACGCAGCGCCGGCGGCCCCCCGGCCGCCCCCCCGGCCAACCCGGACCCCCCCUCGUGCGGGACGGAUGACACCGGUCAGCCUUGAAGAUUGUUUGUUUACAGUAUUGCGUGAAGUUUAUGACAUCUCAAAAUGGAAACUGGAGCCAAAGUCUUUAGCUGGGACACUAUUGUAAUAAAACCACAUUCCCUGGGCGAGCUGCUUUCUCACCCGCCACAUGAGAAAUUCUAUGAAUUUUACACAAAAGAAAUAAGCGAUGAAGUUGACCAAGUAGACACUGAAGACAAACUGUUGCUUGCUGCUAUGUUGUUAAUGCUCAUGGAUGAUAAGACCUUAUCAGAGAGCAACCGGUAUCUGAAGGAGGGUCAUGGGUUGCUGAAUAAAGGCUGACAUAUACUGUACUGGUAUAUAGAAGUAAGUAAUCAUUGAUGGGGAUUCAUUCACCAGGUACCUUACAGUCUGCUGACCAGGAUGCAGCUUUACAUGCGGCACGUAGACUCAGAGUGUGGUAAUAUAUUGACUUUAGAGGAGUUUUAUAGUGACACAGGUUAACACACACAUGUGAGAUGCUCGGAUACUUGCCGUUAGGUUUUUUUUUUUUUUUUAAAUCAAAUCAGGAGUUGAUCAACAGUAUUGCUUUGUGCUGUGACCUGACCUUGUUUGACUGCCAAACCCCCGUCUCCUAUGCCACUGAUGCCGUUAACCGUACCUGCAUGUGUGGAAGUCGCUCCAGAGCAGGUGAUGUAGUACGAGUGUCGUUCGCGGUUUUGAAUUCCCGAUUAAUGACCGAUGCCUAACACUAUAGUGCAAUGAUAGAGAUGCUGCAGGCUUCAGUGUGAUCCUGUAUAGACUGUUUAUAGGAAGUGUACGCCUGACGAAGAGUACGAGGCCUCUAUCGCGUCUAUUGAAUGUAUGUAUGGAUGUUUUUGGUUCUAGUUCUUCGUGAAUGAACAUAUUUUUACCUAGAAAUUUGACUGGGGAUAUGCAAAUAAUUGCACAAUACAUGUUUGUUUUCUUUUUUUUUUUAUUUUAAUUAACCUUACAUAUCUUUCUGAAUGUGUAAAUGAAUGACUAUGCUUACAGAGUGUUGCAUUCGUCUGUGCAUCACUUGUACCUAACGGUAUAUUUAUGUUGGAGAUGAAAUUGGGAGCGAGUUGAAAUGACCACUUUAAAUGUGACAGUGCUUUAAAAAGACUCUACCUGCCAUGCUGUGUGUGCACGGACGCCGCAGGGCGUGUUUAACAGCACUCAAGUUAAGCUGCAGACAGAAUUCACGACGGACCUGCUGCCUAAAACGUGUAGCCAACAGCAGGUUCCUUUUUCUACAAAACUCUUAAAUAGCCAAAGGCCUUUAGAGCUUAAUCCCUCUCUGUGCGUACAGGUACACGUCUACUAUUGCUAAAGCAUUUGGAGCUCAUAUUUACAAAUGUCCUGCAAAAAUAAAUGUGUUAACUUUGUUUACAGGAGUCCUUGCCUUGUUGUCUUUUCCGAUCCUUGUUAGGAUGACGAAACACUGUAACGCAGCUGAUCUUUGCAGUGUUUCUUCUCCUCUACCUGCUUGUCUCUAAGUAUUUUUGAAUGAUUAUGUAAAGUGGGUUCUGGCUUCGGUUUUUGUAUACUACUUUAGUGUAACCAGAAUGAAACAAGAUUUUUGAGGACAUAUGAAGAUCAUGACAUGAUUUGUAUCUGUGAAUUGUGAAUGACUUUUUGAUGAUUACAUGUGUAAUUUUAAGGCCAAAUUCAGUAAUUAUGUGUAUCUGCCUUAUUUAUAGAGCACAAUAAAUCUGUUAAU
Cololabis saira (Pacific saury) is the source of this 5250-nucleotide messenger RNA. Its product is annotated as testis-expressed protein 2-like. The transcript is spliced from 13 exons. Gene Ontology annotation, cellular component: endoplasmic reticulum. Gene Ontology annotation, molecular function: lipid binding. Lineage: Eukaryota; Metazoa; Chordata; Actinopteri; Beloniformes; Belonidae. The record is from RefSeq and is a predicted model, not a curated record. The coding region runs from base 249 to 3545 and encodes 1098 amino acids.